Anoplopoma fimbria (sablefish) is the source of this 1739-nucleotide messenger RNA. Its product is annotated as transcriptional regulator Kaiso-like. NCBI's taxonomy places the organism in Eukaryota, Metazoa, Chordata, Actinopteri, Perciformes, Anoplopomatidae. The record is from RefSeq and is a predicted model, not a curated record. Gene Ontology annotation, cellular component: nucleus. Gene Ontology annotation, molecular function: RNA polymerase II cis-regulatory region sequence-specific DNA binding; protein binding; DNA-binding transcription factor activity, RNA polymerase II-specific. Gene Ontology annotation, biological process: regulation of transcription by RNA polymerase II.
AUGCCAAGUCUCAAGCUGAUCUCUGCGACCGACACACAGUAUUCAACAUCUGUGCUGAAGUCGAUGAACGAGCAGCGGAAUCAUGGAUUAUUUUGCGACGUCACCAUUAUCAUACAGGACAAGAAAUUCAGAGCUCACAAGACGAUCCUGUCUGCUUCCAGUACAUAUUUCCACCAGCUCUUCAGUGUAGCGGGACAAGUGAUCGAGUUAAACUUCAUUAAAGCGGAAAUCUUCGAGGAGAUUCUCAACUACAUUUACAGCUCCAAGAUUAUCCGUGUGCGCUCCGACAUGCUUGAGGAGCUCAUCAAUGCUGGACAGAUACUGGGAGUCAGGUUCAUUGCAAACUUGGGGUCACCGCUAUCACAAGUUAAGGGUCUUCCUGGUUUGUCCAAGGAGACCGAGAGCAAAAGUGACACACCCACAGAGAUGAUGCCCAUCAUCGCCGAGUCUUUUUCUAUAUCUGCAGAGGAAUUCAAUCAGACAAGCAAGCCGUCGGGCAACGACUCGGACUCUGAAGGUGAUGUUAUGUUUGUCUCACAAACAGACGCUCAAACCAGAGCAGCUAAUCAGAAAGCCGUCCCUGCUGAGGUAAUUGAUGUGGACACAGCUGAUGCAGGAAAGGCAGCAUCAAAGCAAAACGCAGAAUCUAGUCUCACAGUUACAAAUCCGAAAGAGAAAGCAACGACCUCUUUAAAAACAAGUCCUGGAAAGCCUCCCAGCAUCAGCGUUCCAAUCCCCAGUAUCCCCAACAGCAGCCCUCUGCGAAGUCCCGACAGCAGCUCCAAUAACUCGUCUUCCCCUGCCAGAGUUUCCUCAGGAAGUGCCCCAACAACGCCAGCCAGGUCAAGCAAUGUCACCCCCGAACCCUCGAGUGCCUCUCAGUCCUCUGAAACCAGCGAUAUAAUGGGGGUCCACAAGAAGCAAGUCUCUGCCUCAUCCCAGCAAGGGGAUUUCAAAUUAAAGCUCUUAGAUUUGUCUGAUGACCAAGGCGGCUCUAAAGCCAACAAAGGGAAGAGGUCAUUGAUGGCCACGCCUCUGAAACCUCUUGAUAAAACACCCACCUCACCGAAGGGAGGCCCAAACACGAAGAAGACCAAAACGGAGCUCGAGGACCACUAUGAGCUCAUCAUGGACUGGAAGACCUUCUACGAUGUUCUGACGAGUCUCCGUCGUCACUUCAACACCCACUCGUGGGAAAAGAAGUAUCCAUGUCGCUACUGUAACAAGGUCUUUGCACUGGCCGAGUACAGAACUAAGCAUGAAAUCCAUCACACAGGAGAGAGGCGGUACCAGUGCUCGGUGUGCAACGAAACCUUCAUGAACUACCAGUUACUGUCGACCCACUGCAAGCAAGUCCACAACCAGGACCCCAGUGGGAGGAAGGAGAAAGAUGAGACGGACAACAACUUGUACCGACUGCUGCCUAUAUCAAGAGAUUAUGUUAAAGUGUUAAAGUAUUAAAUGCUAGGAGAUCCUUUGUUAGUGAACAGCGUUAAUCUCGUUAUGCUUGUUGGACUAGUCGGGCAGCUCGACAGGAACAACUAACGCAGGACGGUCAGGCGUGUUAUCAGCUGACCUACUCGUCGACAUUCACAGGAGCGUUUCCUCACAGCAUGAACACAACGUCACCGUACCGUUAAUCUGACCGGGCUUACACGCCGGUAGCCGCCUAGCGUGGUGGCGUUCACACUCGACGGCUCCGUUAACUCGGGUCUUAGCGACACACACACACACACACA